Messenger RNA from Labrus bergylta (ballan wrasse), 2431 nucleotides. It is a transcript of the gene ankra2, whose product is annotated as ankyrin repeat, family A (RFXANK-like), 2. Gene Ontology annotation, biological process: regulation of gene expression. Gene Ontology annotation, cellular component: nucleus. Lineage: Eukaryota; Metazoa; Chordata; Actinopteri; Labriformes; Labridae. Gene Ontology annotation, molecular function: protein binding. The record is from RefSeq and is a predicted model, not a curated record.
AAGAACUACAACACAAUUUGCGCAUGCGCGGGUCCUCCAAAACACCGAAAUUACCGCAGGAGGAUAUUGAAGGAAAACAAUGCAAUAUCUUGUGUCUGCAGUGUGAGCUCAGUGUGACAGCUCGGUGUGUGUUCAGUGGAGGGACAGGGUCAACAUGUCAGCCUCAGACGGGACCUCAGACUGUCCUCAGGACAUGGAGGGGAUCUGUGUGAUGCCGGAUCUAAGUGCCAUCAAGACGGAGCCCUCGGUGGGGGGCAGUCCGGAGAACACAAACACCCAAAAUGUGGCCAUGGGCAUCAAGUUCAUCCUGCCAAACCGCUUUGACAUGAAUGUGUGUUCAAGGUUUGUGAAGUCUCUGAACGAGGAGGACAGCAAGAACAUCCAGGACCAGGUCAACUCGGAUCUGGAGGUGGCUUCUGUUUUAUUCAAAGCUGAGUGCAAUAUCCAGACCUCGCCCUCCCCGGGUAUCCAAGUGCGUCAUGUUUACACGCCCUCCACCACCAAGCAUUUCUCCCCCAUCAAACAGUCGACCACGCUCACCAACAAACACCGUGGCAAUGAGGUUUCCUCGACACCUCUGUUGGUGCAUUCUCUGUCCAUUCAUCAGCUCGCAGCCCAGGGGGAAAUGGUGUUUCUGGCCAGCAGGAUUGAACAAGAGACUGUGAUCAACCUGCAAGACGAGGAAGGCUUCACCCCUCUGAUGUGGGCCGCUGCACACGGACAGAUCGCUGUGGUCGAGUUUCUGCUUCAGAAUGGUGCUGACCCCAACCUCCUGGCCAAAGGGAGGGAGAGCGCGCUGUCUCUGGCCUGCAGUAAAGGAUACACAGAUAUAGUGAAGAUGCUCAUUGACUGUGGUGUCGAUGUAAAUGAAUAUGACUGGAAUGGAGGAGCCCCUCUGCUGUACGCUGUCCAUGGGAAUCAUGUGCGCUGUGUCGAGAUCUUGUUAGAGAGCGGAGCUGAUCCUACCAUCGAGUCAGACUCUGGCUUCAAUGCGAUGGACAUGGCCGUUGCGAUGGGCCACCGGAACGUCCAACAGGUGAUGGAGGCUCACUUACUGAAGCUACUGAUGGGAAUCAGAGAAUAAACUGUGACACCAGAAGGGACGCCACGCCCGGGCUCUGGACAAUCAUGUAGCGCGCUCUGACUGUUGGACAACAGAAAUAUUACGCUCCAUUAAGUAAUAGUUCUAGUGCAUCACAUCAUCAUCAUCAUCAUCAUCAUCAUCAUCAUCAUCAUCGUGUUGUAAUGAUGUCUGUGAUGGUUUUGCUGUGUGAUUUCAACAUUUCAAUUUAAACCCUCUUUCAUGCAAUUUUGAGUGAAAAUCUGCCCUGACAGAAAUGCAGCGCAGGGUCGAGGGAUUCUCUUUCACUGAGCGUGGAGGUUUUUAAGAGUCUGUGUCCAUUCAAGGCUUUUUUUUUUUGUUUGCGGUGGCUGUGCCUGUUUUCCAAACCCGCCCUGAGCACAAAAAAGACCCUCGACCUAUCAGCUGUUCUUCAUCGCUGCAACUUUUGACAAACUGCUUUGUUGACGGUCACUUCUCCCUCACCGACCAAUCAGCGUCAAGAAGGGGCGGGACUUCUGAUAUCAGCUUUCUCAGCAAUGAUGGAGGAAAUGAAACUAAUGUGACUCGUCUCUUUGAUGGUUCAGUUUACACAGGACAAGAUUUUGUUACUUAAUUUGAUGUUUUCUUGGUGAAAUAAUUUCCUUCAUUCAAGAAUACACGGAGCUAUUUCAAACAGACCGACUAGAAACCAUCAAGGGAAGCAGAAGCCAGCUUGUGUAACCUAGCAACAGUUAACACCAGCAGAAACACUCUGAAACUGAGGCGGUGGGUGCCAACGCAAAAAAAGAAAAAAAAGGCCAUUCAUGGACACAGACUCGUAUUUGUAGUUGAAGUAUUAAUUCUUUUCCUGUCAUGGCAGGUGUGUUUUUUUUUUUUAAACUAACUUAUUAACUGUAAUGAUGGGUGGUCCUCAUUUACCACAUAUCAGAGACUCGUCUAAAGACCACCGAGGGAAUUUAAAAAAUCCAUAGUAACAGAUUUUGAGCUUUUGCUGCUGUGCCGUUUGUUGGUCCUGAUGUGUUUUUGUGUAGACUGUACUGAUUUUAUUUAUUUAUUUUGAUUGUGAUGUGAUGUGACAGUUUUCCCGUUAAGUGUUUUUUUCUUUUCUUCUGUAUUGUGAUACUGUCCUCUGACGUCUUGUGAAUUUUAAACAAACCUCUCGCCUCCUUUUCAACGUCUCCCACGGGAAAACAGUGGACCCGUCUGCCACUGUAAAAGGACGAUUGUGUUUUAUAUCAUAACUCAGAAGUCAUGUGUCAAAAACAAACGUGUAUUUACCUCUGCGUCAUUCUGUAAGAAAGGUCAAAGCACUGUUCAGUCAGUGAAAAGAAGCUGUUAUUUAAUAAAAGAUCUUUUUAAAAACUGCAA